AUGCAAUCGAUCAAUUAUAUAGAUCUUUUACGUGGUCGAUGUCAAAACUUACCAGAUGUUCGAUCGAAAGUCGUUCGUGUCUUUCUCAGUUCAACAUUUUCAGAUACAUUAAGUGAACGUGACUCGUUAAUUGACACUGUUUUUCCUAAACUCAAAGAUUAUUGUCGUGAAAAAUACGGUCUCGAAUUUCAGUAUGCUGAUAUGCGUUGGGGAAUUCAAAUACAAUCAAAUGAUAAUCAUACUGAAGUUGAAACAUGUCUAAAUGAAAUUGAAAUAUGCAAAAAAUAUUCAUUAGCUACAAAUUUUGUGGUUCUCUUAAGUCAUCGUUAUGGAUCUCGACCAACACCGGCAAUAAUUCAUACAGAUCUAUUUGAAUUAUUACUUGAAAUUAUUCGCUCAAAUUCGAAUGAUGAUGCUCAACUACUUUCACAAUGGUAUCAACUUGAUACAAAUCGAAUACCGGCUGCUUAUAUACUUCGUCCGAUUUCAUCAUCAUUUCCAAAUAUAUUAUCUUCAAAUACAAAUGAAAUGAAACAAGCAGAAAAAGAUUGGGAAAAAAUUAAUAAUUAUAUUCGAACUUGUCUUCGACAAGCAGCAGCCAAAUGUUUUGAACAAAAACAAAUUGACAAAAACGAAUAUGAUAAUUUUUUCAUAUCGGUCACAGAAAAAGAAAUUCUCCAUGGAAUUCUAUCAGCAUCCGAUGCUAAUCAACGAACAUUAUGUUUUUUACGUGAAAUUGAAAAUAUUCAUGAUCAUAUAACGGAUAGUAAAGCAUCAAAAUUUAUUGAUUUACAAUAUUCAAAUGAUGGUCAACCGAAAGUUGAUAGUGAAGCAGAAAAUUUACUUAAUAAUCUAAAACAUAAACGUAUACCAAGUGUAUUACAAUCAUCGAAUAUCUAUUCAUAUAAAGUUCAUUGGACACCAAUGGGUAUCAAUCGAAAAGAUCAUAUUGAAUAUAUUACUCGAUUCAAUGAUGAUUUUUAUAAUGCAAUCAAACAACAAAUUGAUCAAUGUAUUCAAUCACGUAUUUUAAUCGAUUCUGAUUCAUUACAACAUGAAAUAUUGGAACAUGCAAUUCAAUGUAAAACAUAUGUUGCAAAAUUUCAUGGUCGAAUUGAUGUUCUUAAUCGAGUAUUGAAAUGGUGGUCUGAUCGAUCUUUCUCAGUGAUUCUACGUUUUCUUGGAACAACACGUUCUUCAUCAACAAUUCGUAAAACACUUCUUUCAAUAUCUCAACAAAUUUGUAAAUUAUACAAUUUAUCAAUGGAUAUCUGUCCAGAUAUACUUCAAUUACGACAUCAAUUAGAAACAAAUCUAUUUUUGAAAAUACCUGAAAAUGAAUAUCUUAUCAUAUUACUUGAUUCAAUCGAUCAACUUGAAACAGAUGCAUAUGAUUGUCAAUGGUUACCAAAAAUUUUUCCAAAAAAUAUCAAAUGUAUCAUUUCAACUUUACCUGAUCAUGGUAAUAUACUUUCGAAUUUGAAAAUAAUUAUCAAUUAUGAUCUAUCAUUGAUUGAAAAUACACAACAUUUACUUGUUUUUAUACCACCAUUCGAAGCAUCAACAGUUGAUAUUGUUUUUAAUGAUUGGCUUCAGACGAAACAACGUUCAUUAAGUAAUGAACAACGUUUAUUUAUUCGUCAAUUAAUGGAAGAUAGAACAGAAAUUUUACCUUUAUUUAUGAAACUCAUUUUUGAUAUUAUAUCAACAUGGCAUUCGUACGAUCCAAUAGAUGAUCAGUUAAAAAAAUUACGUCAUGUCGACGAUUGUAUUUGUUAUUUAUUUAAUCAUUUACAAAAAAAACAUAAUAGUACAUUAUUUCAUCGUGCUCUUUGUUAUAUGACAGCAUGUCGUAGUGGAAUUAGUCAAAAUGAAUUAGAAGAUGUCCUUUCACUUGAUAAUGAUGUUCUCAAAAGUGUUUUUCAACAUUAUAUACCACCUGUACAACGUUUACCUGGUAUUUUAUGGACAAGAAUUCGCAAUGAUCUCGAUGAAUAUAUAACAGAAAAGGAAAUUGAUGAUUCUUCUGUUAUCUAUUGGUAUCAUCGUCGUUUUAUUGAAGUUGUCAAUACACAAUAUAUUUCAAAAUUAUCUGUUGAUGAAAGAAAAAUUAUCUUUGGUAAUAUGGUGGAUUUAUACAAAGAAACAUGGAAAGGAAAAAAUAAACCAAUUAAAAUUGAUGAUCCAAAAUUAGUCGACAAAUAUGACUUGAAAGAAUCGAAUGGUGAAAUUCAUGCAAAUCGAUUUAUAACAUCACAACCGAUUGAAUUUGUUGAUGUCAAUGGUCGUGUUCAAUUUAAUAAGAGAAAAUUAAAUGAAUUACCACAAUUUUUGAGUAAAUUAGCGCCUAGUUUAUCAAUUCCAAUUGCUGUCGAUGAAAUAUUUUUCAAUUAUUCAUUUAUGCGUGCCAAAAUUUUAUGUUCGGAUUUCGAUGAUAUUAUAACACUUUUCUACGAUUUUCAAGAAUUAUCAUCAUAUAAACUUUCAAAAGAAACGGUUGAUAUGAAAGGAGAAAUCAAAAUUUUAUUUUCAACAUUCAUGAUCUGUGGUCUUCUUAUUCAAGAAUAUCCGGACAAUUUUGCAUUUGAAAUUUCCUCACGUCUACUUCCUCUUAUGGGUAUAAAAGAAAAUAUCACACGUCUAGUUAAACAAUUCGAUGAACAACAUACUCAAUAUUGUGCACUAAUUGUACCUUAUUGUCAAAUGCGACCACCAGGUAGUGGUUUACUCUAUUCAAUGAAUAAACAUACAACAUCAGUUGUCGAUCUUGAUUUUACCGAUGAUCAACUGACAGCUAUUUCUUUAUCGGAUCGAAUUGUUGUAAUUAAUAUGACAUCAGGAAAUGCAGUAUUAGAUAUUAAUUUACCUAAUUUAAAUGAAUCAUAUUUAAAUUCAACAACAUUACCCAAAAUCUAUCAUUCGGAAAAAGAAAAUAAGAAGUCUACAAAUUCAAAUAAUGAAAAUACUCAAUUUCAACAAAUGCAUUUUUUAGUCAAUUCAUUCCAUCAUAUUUAUCUUGUUUCAGCACAUAAUGAUAUUAAAUUUGAACGAACAUCAAAAAUUGGCUUUCAUAUUGUUGAAUUUCUUGAUAUUAAACGUGGUCUUUGUAUAAUUGCAGAAAUUGAUAGUUACUAUAUUGAAUGUUGGGAUGUUGUACGAAAUCGUCUAUUUAGUCGAAUUGAAUUAUCUUCAUCAAAAAUUAAAAAUAUUCUUUGUACAAGUAUUUAUUCAAUGAUAAUUAUUGUUUGUCAAGAUGGAAAUAUACAUUUUUAUUCAAUAAAAGAUUGGACAAAAUCAUCAUUUAUUCAUUGUACUUCAAUUCAAGCUGGUCAACAUUUGAAUUUAGUUGCUAUCGAUGGACGUUUCUUAAUUUGUACAUUCGAUGCAAAUAUUUCCAAUGAUUUUGCUAUUAUUGAUUUAAAAUUAAUUCAUAAAACUGAACAAACUUUAAUCGAUAAUCAAAUUAUCAAAAUAUUAGUCACUUUUGAUCCUCCUAUUACACCUAGACCAAUAAAACAUCUCGUAUUACCAAACAAGGAAACGAUACAAUUCAAUAAGAAAAAUUCUAAUGCAUUACUUUUCACAGCUGUAACAAAUGAUGGUUUAUAUAUUGUUCAUUAUUGUAUAGCAGAAACUUUAUCAUAUGUACGCAUUGAUGGUCAUUAUGAUCUUGUUUCAAUGCAUGCAAAAAAAUCGACAGAUUCAUUGAUAUUUUUAUGUUCGAUGGAAAAUGGAGUCAUUCAUGCGUAUCAUGCUGGUCAAGCACGUCGAGCUUAUAAGAAAAUGCCACCAUUUCCACGUACAAACGAACCUAUCGAUACUGUUGAAUUGUUCAAUAGAAUAGCAGUUACACUUGAUAGAGAUAAACGAGAACUUUCUACAUGGUUAUAUCAACAUUCGACAUCGAUUGAAUCAACUCGUCAUUAUCAAGAUUCGAUAACUGUCAGUGAAUUCGCCAUGACAUUGAACAAGUUGGAUGAAACUAUGAUUUUAAUAGCCGUAAUUACGAAUAAUAAUUGGCUUGAAAUUUAUUCGUCGGCAUUUCUUCAUAAGAAACCUUUAUUUAGUCUUCAUCUUCAUUCACCAGCUAAAAUUCAUGGAAUGAUGAAUGGUACAUUUCUUCUAUUGAGAAAUACUGGUUCAUUAUGUUUGAUCGUUCAACAAAUGAAUGUUAAUGGUAAAAUUGAAUUCAAUCAAUCAAAUAAUGUUCAAUUAAAAAUCAAAUGUUCGAUGAUGUUCAGUUCACUAAUAACACUCAAUUUCACAGAAAAUCUCGUUGUAUUUGCUGAUAAUAGAAAAUCACUAGCAAUUUGGACAAUAAAUGAUAUUAUUUAUAUUGAUAUCGAUUUAUCAUCUGUAUUAUCAUCAUCAUCACGUUUGAUAAAUAUUACUAGUGAACGAACUCAAGAUUUGAUCUUAUUAUAUUUUGAUAACAAAUAUCUUCUUUCAUGUCAAAUUCAAUUAGAUCAAUCGAAAAAAAAUGGUUCCACUCAAAUAACAUCAUUGAAUCAAGUCGAUCAAUUUUGUUUGAAACAAAAUUGUUUAGCUGCGAUUGUAAAUAAGAAUAAUUUACUUCAUUUAUACUCGAUUCCUUUACAAGUUUAUCACAAAUCCAUUCAAUUAGAGAAUCAAUGUGAAUACAUGUGUUUAAAUGAAUCAGGCACUUAUGUUUUUACUGUUAUCAAAUCUCACACAUUGUACAUGUACAGAAUCAAUGAUCAACAACAAUUGGCCAAAUUAUUUCUCUAUGAUUUAGUUGCAUCGAUGAAAGCUGAUCAUGAUUUUCUUGUAUUAGCUAUGAAUGAUCGACGAUUAUUAACACUAAUGAUCGCUGAUCCAAUUGCUUCAAAUCUACAAGAAAAAAUUCAGACCUUACCGAGCAGAAUUCUUCAACGAACAGUGAAAUCUGCUACUGUAAAACUUGUCGAACAUAUUCAAACAUGUGCUGAUAUGAAUUCAAGCGAUGAAGAUGAUGAUGAUGGUGAUUUUGCUGCUGAUGAUGACAAUAAUGAAAAUGAUACUCAGACAACAAAGGAUGCCGUUAGAAAUCCUAUUCAAAAAACUGUACGACCCGUUACUUCGCUUCGUUUUGUUACUCGUCUGAAUGGACGACAUUCUCAAGCAAAAAUGAAUACCGCUAGUGGUACACUGUUAAAAUUCAUCGAAUUAUUGUCGAAAAAUGUAAACAGUAUCUGUAUCAAACAAUUAAUCAAUGAUUCGGGUGAAGAAAAUCAUAACGACGAUGAUGUUGAUAUGGACUCGCCUAUUGCAACAAAUGAACAUCAAUAUGUUGAAAAUGAUCUAAAUGAUAUUCGUCAAAAAACAUUCGAAUAUGAUCAACAACAACUGAAAGGAAUUCAUCUGGCAAAUGUGGGCAAUCAGAAUUUGAAAGUAAUCAAUAGUUACUCGGUUACAUCAAAUACGUGUAUUAUUAUUUGA
Rotaria sordida is the source of this 5439-nucleotide messenger RNA. NCBI's taxonomy places the organism in Eukaryota, Metazoa, Rotifera, Eurotatoria, Philodinida, Philodinidae. The record is from the annotation of a GenBank genome assembly.